AUGAAGGCUUUCAGUCAAUUGCUUUUGGCUCUAUCGCUUGCAUCAGUGGCUGUUGCAGCAGCAUCUUGCAACACAUCGGCCCUGAACACGACCACUUAUAAUUAUUACAUCACGGUGGAUGACACAACAGUUUUUGAUGUUGCACGUGCCACCAAUCGCGGUGUUUGUGAUAUCGGCCGCCAGAACCUCAUGGCGGAUGUAACUAUUGUUCCGAAUGUGGGCGAGUACUUCAUCAUCCCUCCCGAGGUGUGCGAGCCAGACAAUACAUCCUGUCUCUUGCCAAACAUCAAUGCUACACGCACCUGCAUUUACGGCGGACCUCGUCUAUACUACACCGUUCGAGGAGACACUUAUGAAGUGAUUGCCCGCCGACUGAACAUCACGGUGGAAUCACUGAUGCACGUGGAUGGGCCUGCAAAUGAGACGUUAACCAAUCCUACUUCCCCGACGGCGGAGUUGGAUGUUGGCCAGUUUAUCAAGGUGCCUCAGUGCGAUCCUAGUCAGUGUGUCAUCCAGCCUUACGUCUUCAAAUGGGGUGUAUACAAGGACCUUGCAGAGAAGUAUGGCACUACAGUGGGCCAGAUCAUGAUGAUGAGCCCGACGUACAACUACAGCAGCUUGGCUUUCUCACCUGAGGGCAUGUACCCUCCGAUCAACCUCCCGAUUAACUGCACGGCAUUGUCGAACAACAUGACUACCCUUGAUUAGUUUUUUUUUAUUGGGGGUUAUGUGGGAGUUGUGUCUUCAUCAUCAUGUACUUUAUGAUGUCUUGCGUGGAAGAAUGGGGCGUGCCGUGGACUGCAGUAGUGGAACAGAUGCACAGGAUACAAAAUAUGCUGCGAGAAGACACGGACGACAAGCAUAUACUUGAGACGAUGCUACAUAUCAUUUUUGUAUUGUGCAUUGUGCGCAAACGAUACUGUAUAUAUGAG
Aspergillus eucalypticola CBS 122712 is the source of this 932-nucleotide messenger RNA. RefSeq names its product LysM peptidoglycan-binding domain-containing protein. Bases 1 to 708 code for a protein of 235 amino acids. The record is from RefSeq and is a predicted model, not a curated record. Lineage: Eukaryota; Fungi; Ascomycota; Eurotiomycetes; Eurotiales; Aspergillaceae. The transcript has a single exon.